GGAAGGAACGCCCGGAAGCCGUUAAACUUUCCCUCGAUUUCGCCUUCCUUUAAACUGUCACUAAAAGCCUCAUUCUAGAUAACCUCGUCGUGACAAUCAUUGAAUCAGACGACAAUCCUCAAAGGACUGCACUACACUGCGCCGCCCAGCAUCGUGUGACUGACGCCCUAGCCGACCCCUCUCCCCCCCCGCCUAGGACCUAGUACUAACCUCGUACAUGCGAAGACUACGUCACGAAUCAGGCGUCCCUCAAACAGGAAGAAGCCGUCGUCGCCAUGUCGCGUCCCACCGGCCUCAUCGCCUCCAAGGGCAUUGAGCUCUUGACCUGGAGCACGCCAAAUGGCUACAAGGCCAGUAUCUUGCUCGAGGAGCUCAAGGAGGCCUAUGGCCUGCAGUACACGACGCAGGGCAUCCGCAUUGGCCAGAACAUCCAGAAGGAGCCCUGGUUCACGGCCGUCAACCCCAACGGCCGCAUCCCAGCCAUUGUGGACCACGACAACGGCAGUCUUGCCGUCUUCGAGGGCAAUGCCAUUCUAUCGUACCUGACCCGCCGCUAUGACACGGAGCGCCGCUUCAGCUUUGCCCCGGACGACGACGACUACACUCGUGCCGAAUCCUGGAUCGGCUGGCAGCACGGCGGCGUUGGACCAAUCCAGGGCCAGGCGAACCACUUCGUUCGCUUUGCCAGUGAAAAGAUCCCCUAUGGCAUGCAGAGAUAUGUCGGCGAGACGGAGCGGCUGUAUGGGAUCCUCGACUCGCGCCUCAAGGACCGCGACUACAUCGUGGGGCCCGGCAAGGGCAAGUACAGCAUCGCAGACAUUGCUCUUCUCGGCUGGGUGAACGGCAUCAACUUCACCACCAUCUCCAUUGACCAGUUCCCGUCGGUCAAGUCGUGGCUCGCGCGCUGUUGGGAGAGGCCCGCCGUGCAGCGGGGCUUCACCGUCCCGAACCCGCCUUCCAUCUCCUCCCUGAAGCCGCAGGAAGGCGAGGCUGCCGAAAAGACAAGGGAGCUCAAGAAGCUUGUCGACCAAGCCAAGGAGCAGUAUGGCUACAAGUACACGUCUCCGUGAGCCCGUAUCUAUCUGUUGCGUCUAGUAUAGACGCAACGGGUUGUUGGAGCAUACCAGGCCUGGGCAUGGUUGUAACGUGGUGUUGGUCCGAUCGACUGCUAGCGCUAGUCAAUGCAAUUGCCGUUUCUCCCAUCUCUGGUGCACCGAGACUAGCUCUGAUAGUUUGCCAGUUCGAGGGUUUCGUCCGUUCUUGGGAUGAAAUGCACCUUGCGCGGAGCACGCGACGAUAUGACUCGAGGCUGCGAGGAUAGAAGACUGCGAGGAUAGAAGCCCAAUCUUCGUAAAGCCCAUGAAGAGAGCGACGAGGGUGAGGAGAGCGACGAGGGUAAAGACUAGUAAAGAGAGCUAUGAGGGUAGGAGAGCGAUGAGGGCGACGAAGGUCAGGAAAGCGAUAAAGACAACGAAAGUAAGGAGAGCCACGGGGGUGAAGACUUUUGAAAGUACGGAUAGGUCAUGACCAGGUGGAUGAUAUGAUAUAGGCAGUCAGGAGGUACCACUGCCACUAUAGUCUAGGUCGAGGGCCCUUUCUUCGAGCGAGAAUGUGAUGCCAUAGUCAUAAAGCAAAACUGAAAGCUGACUGCGGUGCGG
Messenger RNA from Purpureocillium takamizusanense, 1658 nucleotides. Its product is annotated as Glutathione transferase. The record is from RefSeq and is a predicted model, not a curated record. The coding region runs from base 276 to 1070 and encodes 264 amino acids. The transcript has 3 exons. Lineage: Eukaryota; Fungi; Ascomycota; Sordariomycetes; Hypocreales; Ophiocordycipitaceae.